CACAGCAGAGGGACCGAGCUCUGACACCGGAACGAUGGACGACGUCCCCCCGAUCAUCAACAUCUCCAUCUCGCUGCGGAUCCAGCCCAACGAGGGGCCCGUCUUCUUCAAGGUGGACGGGACCCGGUUCGGCCAGAACCGGACCAUCAAGCUGCUCACGGGCUCCAAGUACAAGAUCGAGGUGGUGCUGAAGCCUGGGAACGUCGAGGCCAUCAACAUGAACAUUGGAGGCAUCGUCUUCCCUCUGGAGCAGCAGUCCCGGGACGAGGAGUCGGUGGUGUAUCACGCCCAGUACGACACUGAGGGCGUCCCCCACACCAAGAGCGGAGACAGACAGCCCGUCCAAGUCAGCAUGGAGUUUAACAAAGCAGGGACGUUCGAGACGGUCUGGCAGGCCAAAUACUACAACUACUACAAGAGGGAGCACUGCCAGUUCGGCAACAAGUUCAGCAGCAUCGACUACGAAUGCAAACCCAACGAGACCCGGACCCUCAUGUGGAUCAACAAGGAGGCGUUCAACUGAGUCGGCUCGUCCCUGCGAGCGUCCACACAACCAACACAGAGCAGAGGACGUCAGCGUCAGCGGGACUUUACCUUCCAACAUCAGCAUCACAGUAACAGGACAGCU
Messenger RNA from Centropristis striata (black sea bass), 628 nucleotides. It is a transcript of the gene cnrip1a, whose product is annotated as cannabinoid receptor interacting protein 1a. The transcript has 3 exons. Gene Ontology annotation, biological process: negative regulation of signaling receptor activity. The record is from RefSeq and is a predicted model, not a curated record. Gene Ontology annotation, cellular component: plasma membrane. Gene Ontology annotation, molecular function: type 1 cannabinoid receptor binding. The coding region runs from base 35 to 523 and encodes 162 amino acids. NCBI's taxonomy places the organism in Eukaryota, Metazoa, Chordata, Actinopteri, Perciformes, Serranidae.